AUGAGAGAUCGGUUCGGCAAUCCAAGUCCAUGGGCGGAACCAGCCUGGUACAAUGUGCUGUCAUCGCCGUACUAUAAUGACAGCCAUCGCAAAUUGCGCGACUUUGUGAGGGCAUACAUUGAUGACAACGUCCUUCCAAAUGCCCAGGAGUGGGAAGAAGAGGGCCAUGUUCCCCUAGAGGAGACUCUGCGGUUUGCGCGCGCCGGUCUUGCACUGCAGGAUGUUCCUCCCAAAUACCGUCCUGGUAUUUCUUUGCCAGCUGGCAUUGAUGAAAAGGACUGGGAUGCUUUCCAUUUUCUCAUCCUGGCCGACGAGAAAGGCCGCAUCGAAAGCGGUGUAAGCUCGGGCCUCGCCUCGGCCUCCGCCAUCGGUUUGCCCCCGGUGAUAGCGUACGGGACGGAGGCUCAGAAGCAGAAGUGGCUUCCUGGCAUCAUUACCGGUGAGACUAGAUUCUGUCUUGGGGCCACAGAGCCGAGUGGCGGCUCUGACCUUGCCAGCCUCAAGACAACGGCGGUCAAAACGGACGACGGCAAGUACUACAUUGUCAACGGGCACAAAAAAUGGAUUACUGGCGCGAUGGAAGCAACGCACAUGACCACAGCUGUGAGAACAGGGGGCCCUGGUGCCGGAGGGGUGUCGGUCUUGGUCAUUGAGACGGAUCGUCCUGGGUUUUCCACCCGUAAGAUCAAGAACAGCGGAGCCAAUGCUGGAAGGAGUGCCUGGGUCACCCUGGAGAACGUCAAGGUUCCCGUCGAGAAUCUCAUCGGGAAGGAGAACCAGGGCUUCCGUACCCUCAUGAGCAAUUUCAAUCGGGAACGUUUUAUGAUCGCAGUCAUCAUGAACCGGAAGAGCAGAACGUGUCUGUCAGUCGCUUUGCAAUAUGCGCACGACCGGGUCACCUUCGGCAAACCGCUCAUUUCCAACCAAGUGAUUCGACAGAAGUUCGCUGCUCUGGCCAAGGACGUCGAGGCUCACUGGGCAUGGCUCGAACAGAUAUGCUACCAUGUCAACGUGAAUGGGUGGACCGAUGAUUUGGCCAGCCGGAUCGCUCUCGCAAAGGUGUUUGGCGGUCAGAUGCUUGAGCGGUCCUGUCGCGAAGCUCAGCAGGUUUUAGGAGGAGCUGGGUACCAGAGAGGUGGUGUUGGCUGGCAGGUUGAGCAGAUCAGCCGUGAUCUGCGCAUGCUGGUGGUCGGCGGAGGGAGCGAGGAAAUCAUCGCCGACCUUGCUGUGAGACAAGAGCUGGCAUUGACCAAGCGACAUGGUUCAAACCUGUGA
Molecule: messenger RNA, 1275 nt
Organism: Capronia epimyces CBS 606.96
Lineage: Eukaryota; Fungi; Ascomycota; Eurotiomycetes; Chaetothyriales; Herpotrichiellaceae
Exons: 6
Coding region: 1-1275 (424 amino acids)
Molecular function (GO): oxidoreductase activity, acting on the CH-CH group of donors; flavin adenine dinucleotide binding
Source: RefSeq, a predicted model, not a curated record